This is a messenger RNA of Syzygium oleosum, 1502 nucleotides long. Its product is annotated as GDP-mannose 4,6 dehydratase 1. Gene Ontology annotation, biological process: GDP-mannose metabolic process. Gene Ontology annotation, molecular function: GDP-mannose 4,6-dehydratase activity. The coding region runs from base 125 to 1234 and encodes 369 amino acids. The record is from RefSeq and is a predicted model, not a curated record. The transcript has a single exon. NCBI's taxonomy places the organism in Eukaryota, Viridiplantae, Streptophyta, Magnoliopsida, Myrtales, Myrtaceae.
AUCUCCCCCAAAAACUCCACCAUCAAUCAUCAUCAUCUGCUUCGUUCAAUUCUGCCCCUUUCUCUCUCAGGCAUUUCCACAAACACCUCGCGAGCAGACCCAUUUCGGCAUCCCCCACGCGACAAUGGCGACCCAGGAGGAAGCGCCCAGAUCCGGAUCCGGAGCCAACGGCGAAGCCCCGCCGCCGCAACGCAAGGUGGCCCUGAUCACGGGCAUUACCGGCCAGGACGGGUCGUACCUCACCGAGUUCUUGCUGGAGAAGGGGUACGAGGUCCACGGCCUGAUCCGUCGCUCCUCCAACUUCAACACCCAACGGAUCAACCACAUCUACAUCGACCCCCACAACGCCCACAAGGCCCGGAUGAAGCUCCACUACGCCGAUCUCACCGACGCCUCCUCCCUCCGUCGCUGGAUCGACACGAUCUCCCCCGACGAGGUCUACAACCUCGCCGCCCAGUCCCACGUGGCGGUCUCCUUCGAGAUCCCCGAUUACACGGCCGACGUCGUCGCCACCGGCGCCCUCCGCCUCCUCGAGGCCGUCCGCUCCCACGUCUCCGCCACCGGCCGCAGCCACAUCCGUUAUUACCAGGCCGGGUCCUCGGAGAUGUUCGGAUCGACCCCGCCGCCGCAGUCGGAGACCACCCCGUUCCACCCGCGGUCCCCCUACGCCGCGUCCAAGUGCGCCGCGCACUGGUACACCGUGAACUACCGCGAGGCCUACGGGCUGUUCGCGUGCAACGGGAUCCUGUUCAACCACGAGUCCCCGCGGCGGGGCGAGAACUUCGUGACCCGGAAGAUCACGCGGGCCGUGGGGCGGAUCAAGAUCGGGCUGCAGAGCAAGCUGUUCCUGGGAAAUCUGCAGGCCUCCCGGGACUGGGGGUUCGCUGGAGACUACGUGGAGGCCAUGUGGAUGAUGCUGCAGCAAGAAAAGCCGGACGACUAUGUGGUCGCGACGGAGGAGUCACACACGGUGGAGGAGUUCUUGGAAGUAGCGUUUGGGUAUGUGGGGCUGAAGUGGAGGGACCAUGUGGUGAUCGAUAAGAGGUACUUCAGGCCGGCCGAGGUCGACAACUUGAAGGGAGAUGCGAGUAAGGCCAAGAAGGUGCUGGGUUGGAAGCCCAAGGUUGGGUUUGAGAAGUUGGUGAAGAUGAUGGUCGAUGAGGACGUUGAAUUGGCUAAGAGAGAGAAGGUUCUUGUUGAUGCUGGGUACAUGGAUGCUCAGCAACAGCCCUGAGAAUUCGGUACUUCUUUAUCUCUUGCUGCUCUGUUUCUUGACCAUUUCCUGUGCUCUUUUUUGGUUAUUUAUUUGAAGAUCAGCUCGAUGCAAGUAAAGUUUUUGUUUUUUAAAGGUUUCAAGGGUCUGGGAUGUUCUUGGGAUGGAUAUAGGUUCUUUACCAGUUAAUUGUCUAUCUUGUUGGGUAGACCAAUGAGUUCAAAUGUCCGUUGGAUUUGUUGUAACUUACCCUAUUCAUUCGCUUUCAAUUAGUACAUUUAGAUUUUUU